AUGGCUAAUACCCAAUUCAAUCCAUAUACAAAUCGCUAUACAGGUACCGAAUAUGCAGAUACAGGAAAUAAAAAGCCCAACGCAGAGCAGCGAAAUACAGAUGGAACUCUACUAUAUGACUGGGACGGAGACGAAGAUCCGAGGAAUCCAUUCAAUUGGUCGAAAUUACUGAAAUGGAGACUUACUAUUGCGGUACUGAUCGUAUCCAUCCUAUUCGGUCUCCCAGCCGGAGCAUACGGAGCCGGAAACGACGAAAUGAGCACACGAUUCAACAUUAGCAAUUCCGGCUUUCCAUAUUUAUUCUUCGCUACGACUUCAUGGAAUAUGGGUGCUGCAUUAGCACCAUUACUAUUUGUCCCCCUGACUGAGACAUCUGGUCGCAUGCCCGGAUACUUUGGCGCAUAUAUAAUUUUCCUUAUCUUUUUGGUACCCUGCGGAGUAGCGCAGAACUUCGAAACGAUGGUCGUGUGUCGAUUUUUCGGAGGGGGAGCUUCGUCGGUAGCUAUUAACAUUGUUGGGGGUACUAUAUCUGAUGUGUGGAAAGGUCCCCAACAGCGAAGUUUACCAUUAUCGUUAUUUGGGACGACGUCUGUGAUUGGGAUUGCAUUAGGACCAUUUGUUGGCGGUGCGAUAACUUCCACAUAUCUUUCCUUUCGAUGGAUAUACUGGAUCCUUCUUAUAAUUAUUGGUGGACUCCUCCCCGUUUUCUGGUUUCUCUUGGUAGAAACUCGAGGCGAUAUAAUCUUAGCUAGAGAAGCCCAAAAAUGGCGCAAGGAGAAUCCAGACCAGGAGCCACGCUUUGCAAAAACCGAAAUUGAUGUGCCAACCAUAGCGACUCGUCUUAAGAUCUCUUUCAAACGUCCAGUAAAAAUGCUGUGCACGGAGUGGGUGGUAUUUUCGCAAACUCUCUGGGUAUCAUUCGCGUGGGGUCUUCUUUUCCUUUUCCAAUCCUCCGUCACCCAAACCUUCUCCACAAAUUACAACUACAACACCUUUCAAACCUCCCUCAUCCAACUCUCUCUCAGCGUUGGCGCCAUCGUAGCAACCAUCAUAAAUCCCAUCCAAGACCACCUAUAUUUGCAAUCAUCCAAACGAUCCAAGACCGGAACACCCAUUCCAGAAGCUCGACUCUAUUCCUCCAUUCCCGGUUCUCUGCUAUUCACCAUCGGCCUCUUCUGGUACGGAUGGUCUUCCUAUCCAUCUCUCCCUUGGAUCGUCCCCACACUCGGUAUUGGCUGUGUGGGCUUCGGAAUAUAUUCCAUCUAUCUAGCCGUUGUAAAUUACCUGACCGAUUCCUACGAAAAAUACAACGCAUCUGCUCUCUCGGCUGCAUCUUUGGGGAGAAAUACAUUCGGCGCAUUCUUACCACUGGCAAGUCCAGCACUCUUUACAAAUUUAGGAUUUCAAUGGGCAAGUUCUUUGCUGGGGUUCGUCGCAUUGGUGUUGAGUUUAGCUCCGGUAUUGUUAUUAGUUAAGGGAGAGGAAAUUAGGAAAAGAAGUCCCUUUAUGAAGGAGGCGACGUUUGCGAGAGAGGAUACCAGGAUAACAGAGGAGAGUGUGUAG
Messenger RNA from Sclerotinia sclerotiorum 1980 UF-70, 1563 nucleotides. RefSeq lists its product as hypothetical. NCBI's taxonomy places the organism in Eukaryota, Fungi, Ascomycota, Leotiomycetes, Helotiales, Sclerotiniaceae. The transcript has 4 exons. Gene Ontology annotation, biological process: transmembrane transport. Bases 1 to 1563 code for a protein of 520 amino acids. Gene Ontology annotation, molecular function: transmembrane transporter activity. The record is from RefSeq and is a predicted model, not a curated record.